AUGUUUAAUCAACAUGUAUUAGAUGUCCCAGCUGUGAUUUUUGACAAUGGUUCUGGACUCUGCAAAGCAGGCUUGUCUGGAGAAAUUAGACCCCGUCAUGUCAUCAACUCUGUUGUGGGGCAUACUAAAUUCAACCUGUCUUCAGCCAGAGCCAAUCAGAAAAAGCACUUUUCAGGGGACGAAGCCCCCUGCACUUAUGAGGCCUUAUGUUUACAUCACCCCAUUAAGCGUGGACUAAUAACAAAUUGGGAUGACUUGCAGAAACUUUGGGAACAUCUUUUUGAGUGGGAAUUGAGAAUAAAGCCCUGUCAACAGCCUGUACUCAUGACUGAGCCCUCCUGGAACCCAACAGAGACCCGAGAAAAACUUGCAGAAAUAAUGUUUGAGAACUUCAAUGUGCCUGCUUUCUACCUGUCCAACCAUGCAGUGGCAGCACUGUAUGCUUCUGCCUGUGUCACAGGCCUAGUGGUGGACAGUGGGGAUGGGCUUACUUGCACUGUCCCUGUCUUUGAGGGUUACUCUGUACCUCAUGCAGUCACCAAGCUCUAUGUAGCAGGAAGGGACAUCACAGAGCACCUCACCCGGCUCCUCUUUGCUAGCAAGUGUACCUUUCCUUUCAUACUUAACAAGCCCCUUGUAAAUGACAUCAAAGAGAAGCUGUGCUACAUUGCCUUGGAGCCAGAGAAGGAACUAUGCAAGAAGAUGGAGGAGGUCAAGAGAGAAUACAAACUUCCAGAUGGGAAUGUCAUCCAGAUUGGGGACCUGCUGCACCAAGUGCCUGAGAUUCUUUUUUCACCUGGCCGACUGGGCAUCCACAACCCAGGACUCUCAAAAAUGGUCUGCAGCAGCAUUUUGAAGUGUGACACUGGCAUCCAGAAGAACCUUUGUUCAGAGAUUAUACUGUCUGGGGGCACCACACUCUUGCCUGGACUGGAAGAAAGGCUCAUGAAAGAACUGGAACAGCUGGCUUCUGUAGGGACCCCCAUCAAGAUCAUGGCUUGUCCCUAUAGAUGUUUUUCUGCAUGGAUUGGUGCAUCCAUCAUGACCUCUGUGAGCAGUUUCAAGCAAAUGUGGGUUACCUCUGUAGACUUUGAGGAAUUUGGUGCAGCUGUGGUUCAUAGAAAAUGCUUUUAA
Carlito syrichta (Philippine tarsier) is the source of this 1134-nucleotide messenger RNA. Its product is annotated as actin-related protein T1-like. Gene Ontology annotation, cellular component: nucleus. Gene Ontology annotation, molecular function: chromatin binding. Lineage: Eukaryota; Metazoa; Chordata; Mammalia; Primates; Tarsiidae. Bases 1 to 1134 code for a protein of 377 amino acids. Gene Ontology annotation, biological process: regulation of DNA-templated transcription. The transcript has a single exon. The record is from RefSeq and is a predicted model, not a curated record.